AUGGGGCCAUUUUCAUCAUCAUUAUAUAACAAAUACAUCUUACUAGUUGUAGACUAUGUAUCUAAGUGGGUGGAAGCAGCAGCAACACCUACAAAUGACAGGAAGUAUGAAUUUUGUCACUGCACUGUGUUGGCUUAUCACCCUCAAGGUAAUGGACAGGAGGAAGUAUCAAACCGAGCAAUAAAUAGCAUCCUUGAAAAGACAGUUAAGACUUUGAGGAAGGAUUGGUCAAAAAGGCUCGAUGAUUCUCUAUGGGCUUAUAGGAAAACAUUCAAAACACCCAUAGAAAUGUCACCUUAUCACUUGGUUUUUGGGAAGGCUUGUCAUUUUCCUGUGGAGCUUGAGCAUCACUUAUAUUGGGCUGUUAAGAAAUUGAAUUUCUAUUUGUACAAGGCUGGAGAAAAUAGGCACAUGGAGUUAAAAGAAUUGGAUGAAUUUCGUAAUGAGGCCUAUGAGAAUGCAAAGAUAUACAAGGAGAAGUCGAAGGCAUUUCAUGACAAGCGUAUUCUUCACAAGGACUUUCAACCGGGGGACAAAGUGCUGCUAUAUAAUUCAAGGUUGAAGUUGUUUCCGGGCAAGUUGAAGUCUAGAUGGUCAGGACCUUUCACAAUGGUUACAAUAUUGUCGUAUGGUGCAGUACAAGUUCACAGUGAAAAGACGAGAAAUUUUAAGGUGAACUAUCAACAAUUAAAGCAUUACAUAGAUGGUCAGGUGGAUCAAGUCAAGUCUGUGGAAGUUCUUUGUACGGGGGUGUGGGUGGAGUGCAAUAUUGACAACAUCGAUGCUUUAUAUGGAUUACCAGUGAUGUCGCAGAAGGAUGAUGAGUAUUAUCAGCUGGCCUAUUAUAGUGACAUAGAUUGGAAUGAUGUUGCUGAGACAUUGGGAAUUCUAGGACCUAGUUUUGUGAUCCAAGAUGGGCACCCAAACAAUUUCAAGAGGUUUCAAAUGAACCGAGUGGCUAAGGCUUGGACACUUUUUGUGAGUGUGAGGCUUAUGCCUAAUACUCAUCUAUCUGAAGUUGGGACCGAUCGGUGUCUCCUUGUGUUAUGCCAUCAUGAAGGGACUUUCAGUGGAUAUUGGAAGAGUGAUACACACUAG
Humulus lupulus (European hop) is the source of this 1098-nucleotide messenger RNA. RefSeq lists its product as uncharacterized. The transcript has 3 exons. The record is from RefSeq and is a predicted model, not a curated record. The coding region runs from base 1 to 1098 and encodes 365 amino acids. Lineage: Eukaryota; Viridiplantae; Streptophyta; Magnoliopsida; Rosales; Cannabaceae. Gene Ontology annotation, molecular function: nucleic acid binding.